Molecule: messenger RNA, 2365 nt
Organism: Drosophila guanche
Lineage: Eukaryota; Metazoa; Arthropoda; Insecta; Diptera; Drosophilidae
Exons: 1
Coding region: 338-2350 (670 amino acids)
Source: RefSeq, a predicted model, not a curated record
GAGUGUUACUCAAUCAAAAAACCAUAUUUAAAAGCAUCACUCUGUGCGGGCUACACUGCUAAAAGAUAAAAAGCCAGAUAAUAGCUGCUUUUUCCAGGAAACCGGGUUCGUUUAAUUGUUUAAUCGUUGAAAGUAUCAAACCCCAGAAUAUUUUGAUUCAAUGCCACUCAUUAUCUGCUGAUAAACGCAAUGGGCAACGCAGCACAAUAUAAUAAAUAAAUAAAUAGUAACUAUGAUUCAUGCAGAGUAAGUUUAGGUAAAUAAAUUACCAUAAAAUCGAGUUGGACACACCACAAAGGUAAAUGUUGUGACUGUUCAGAACGGUAAGAAAACAAAAAUGGGGCCUCGUUGGAAACUUGUCUUGUUAAUUUUGAGGUUGCCAUUAGCUCUGGCAUUGAAACAAAAUAAAACAACGCCACACAAGUCCACUCCAUUGGCAGUUGAAACGGAAAAAUACUACAUUAAAUCAUCAGAGUGUCGCAUUUGGAAUGCCCAACAAAUGUCCAAUGAUACCAUAGCUGAUAUAACCAAUGUCGACUAUAGAGAAUGCUAUCAAGAUGAUGAUUUAAUAAGCACAAGCUUCCACGACAAAUAUCAGCGUUAUAUUAUUCACAUCAACGAUCUGAUCUCCCAGCUUAUCAUCGAUUACAAUUGCAGUUAUCGUGAGAUCCAAAGGGGCAACAAUAUCGAACCUGAAGAAGUGCCCUUUCAGGAUGGUUAUGUGGUGCCGCCGGAGGUGGAGGGCAUGAUAGCAAGUUGCAGCGAUAGCCUCAGGGAAGUGCUCCAAACAACAGCCUUGGCCUUUGUGCAGCCGCGCAGUUCAGCCCGCAAGCAGCCGAAAUCUCAAAAAUCUCAACGCCGUAGACCCAAUGUCAUCAUGAUUAACAUUGGCAGCAUUUCCCGGCUGAAUUUUCGGAAAAAUCUACCAGAAUUGAGCAAACAUCUGCAAAUGGAGGGCUGGCACGAGAUGCAGGGCUACGGCAGAGUGGCCCAAGGUCUCAUACCCAAUCUGAUGGCCAUUCUUUCGGGCUACAGUCCACACACGUGGCAGAACUUGGAAUGCCAAGCGAAGAGAUUUGGCUGCUUAAAGUCGCUACCUUUGAUCUGGAAUCACUUCAAGCGGCGUGGCUAUCUGACUGCCUAUGGAGAGGACAUGAGCUACCAGAGUUCUUUUAAAUACGAAAAGUCCAGCCUCGACUACUAUGCCAAAGGAAUCGCCACUGAAAUGCCCAACGAUUGCACUGGCAGACUGGUGAAUCUUCGCUAUGUCCACGAAUUCUGGCAGCUCUAUUUGGAGCGGCAUUUGACCAUGAAAUCUCAGCCACUGUUUGGAUAUUUUCGAACAAAUAGCUCGAGCUAUGAUCUAUUUGCGGAUGGCAACAUUCUGGAGCCAUUUCUUAUGGAUUAUUUGCAGCGCUUUAUUGAGCUGGGACUCUUCAAGCACUCGAUUGUGAUGCUUUUCAGCGAUGGAGUAGACAUUGAAGACCUUCUGCCCCUGCUGUUCAUUUGGCUGCCUCCUUGGUUUCGCGUGGAGCAUCCGGAAGCGGUGCAGGCCUUAAACACAAAUAGCCAACGUCUGACAUCCCCCUAUGACCUGCAUCUGACUCUCCAGCACAUCUUGGAGCUAGGCGAACGAUGGCCCCACGCUGUGCCGAAGCUGCAAGACUGUCCCAAGUGCCAGACGCUGCUGGCGCCCAUGAACGAGAGCCGCAGCUGCCCGGAUGUGGGCAUAAGUGAUGCUACAUGCCCCUGCGACAGCUACAAGCCAAUCGAUGAAAGGAAAAAUAAACAUUUGUCGCUAGGUGCGCUGCUUGUGCGGGGCAUAAAUGACUUUUUGCACCAUAGAAACCUCCAAGAGCUCUGCUACAAUCUCACACUCAAGGCCGUCACAGCCGUCUCCGCUCGUGUGACAGAGCAGCAGGAUUCCAAAUCCUACACGGACACCUAUCGAGUGACAUUCAGCGCACAACCCAGUCAUCCAGUGUUCGCCGGAACCCUGCGAUAUAACCAUAAACUGAACGAAUUGGACUGUCCGAAUGUGGGUGCCAUUCGGAGACUGAAUUCCUAUCGAAAGGAUUCCGAAUGCAUGCAAAAACUGACAGGCAAGAAGUUCUGUGUGUGCAGAAAACCCCUCAAAGGUAACAAAUUAAAGGCCCAACUGGAAAAGCACAGCAUCAAGAAAAAGGCAGAAACGGAAAAACUGAAACUAAAGCAAGCCAAGCUAACGAAAAAUAAUAGAUAUCGAGGAAAAAUAAACCGGAGAGCAGCAAAACAACGCAGCAGAAAAAAUCAUCUAAAAAUCAUCAUUAAAACAAAAACUAAAGAAAAGCUACAGAAAAAAGGAAAAUGAAAUAGAUUUACCAGA